AUGCAGGCUGAUGAGUGCACCAUUAUUGAUGAAGCAGUGAACCACAUCCUAAAGCUGAAGAAUACUUUUGAGAAGCUUAAACGGAAAAAGCUAGAAGGUCUUCAAGAACAUAACAUAAGAUUGAUGAGUUCACAGAAAUUCCCAGAUGUUGGUAAUAGUUGGGAGAAUUAUUUGGGUGAUCAAGGAACGACGAGUAAUUCAUCUUUUAUUAAACCAAAAAUUCAUGGUGCUACUCCCCUUAUGGUGAAUAAUAAUAUUCCAACAAGUUUUAUGACGUGGAGUUCACCAGAUAUGAUACUAAACGUUUGUGGUAAAGAUGCACAUAUUAGUGUGUGUUGUCCUAAGAAACUAGGGCUAUUUACCUUCAUUUGUUACGUUUUGGGGAAACACAAUAUUGAGAUUGUGUCUGCUCAAGUUUCACCUGAUCAAUCUAGAACCAUGUUCAUGAUCCAAGCUCAUGCUAAAGGUGGAAUUGGCAUUGCUCAAUUCUCCGAAGCACCCACAGUGGAAGAAAUAUACAAGCAAGUUGCAAUUAAGAUAAUGUCCUUUGAAACCCCCAAAUGAUCGGUAUCCAUUUCAUCAGUCAAA
Messenger RNA from Solanum pennellii, 588 nucleotides. Its product is annotated as transcription factor bHLH95-like. The record is from RefSeq and is a predicted model, not a curated record. NCBI's taxonomy places the organism in Eukaryota, Viridiplantae, Streptophyta, Magnoliopsida, Solanales, Solanaceae. Gene Ontology annotation, biological process: regulation of DNA-templated transcription; endosperm development. Bases 1 to 564 code for a protein of 187 amino acids. The transcript has 2 exons. Gene Ontology annotation, molecular function: DNA-binding transcription factor activity.